GCAUGGUGGAGUAUAAGAAGGAUUGCGGUUGAACAGAAUUAGAAUCGGCAUCACUCUGACAAUCUUCAGGUCGUGAGAAUCAACCCAGGAGGACUGCAACAUUAAAAUAAACAAACAUGGGAUCAUCCGAAUCAAAACCUGCUGAACCAGAAGACUUAGCACCUAAACCUGCAGCGCCGGUUCAAAAACAAGAAUUGGACAAACCAUGGAGGAGUUUUAAAUGGGACAAUAUAUCAGAACUGAAAAGGAGUCUCGAAAAAUUCACCCCAAGUGAUCCAAAUGUUAAGGACAUCAAGAUUCUUGUUGCUGGUCAAAUUGGUGCAGGAAAGUCCAGCUUUAUAAACUCCAUCAAUAACGCAUUUCAAGGUCGGAUCACAUCAGCAGCGCUUGUUAAUUCAUCUUCUUGUGGUAAAAGUUUCACAACUAAACUGAAAGGAUACCGCAUCAGAAAAGGAAAAGUCACUUUGCCCUUUGUCUUCAGAGACAUAAUGGGUUUAGAACCUGAUGUAUUGGCUGGAUCUCAAACAGAAGACAUCAUCAAUGCUUUAUUUGGCCAUGUGAAAGACGGCUAUGAAUUCAAGACGAACCCACUCACUCAUAAGGAUCAACAUUAUACCAGUGACCCCAGUCUCUCUGAGCAGGCUUUCUGUCUGGUUUACGUCAUAGCUGCUGAUACAUUCCAGUUAGCGGAUGACAAACUCAUUGACAAGUUGAAGAUCAUCCGACAAAGAAUCAGUGAUGGAGGGAUUCCUCAAGUGAUUGUCAUGACUAAAGUGGAUGAAUGUACACUGGUGAAAAAUGAUCUAAGAAAGAUCUACUACAGCAAGAAGAUCAAAGAGAAGAUGCAGAUGUGCAGUGAUAAAGUGGGUGUGCCAAUGAACAACAUCUUCCCAGUGAAGAACUACCAUGACGAGAUUGACACUGAAGAUGAUAUUGACGUUCUGAUUCUGAAAGCAUUGGAACAGAUUGUAAAUCUUGCUGAUGAUAGAUUGAUUGAGAACAGUGAUAUCUGACAUAAAAACACAGUUAAUAAUAUUUUGUUAUCCUUGGUAUCCACUCGCCUUUAUGUUUUCUGAAAUGUCAAUGUUUAUUACGUUAUAUUUUUUAAAGCUUUUGCGUUCUCUCGCAAAAACUUUUGCGUUAUCUGGAAAACAUAUUUGCGAUAUCUCGCAAAAACAUUUCGGACAAACACUUCAUGUUUAAUGUUCUGCUGGCUGAUUUUGAGACUAGCUCCUUAAACAUUGGUUUAUAGGCACAGAUUCCCGGACUAAUAACUAGUGAGCUAAACAUUUUAAUAACACAAAUGACACCUCAUUCUACAUAACGUAAACAAUGAACUUGAACUUAGUUUUCAACAAAUCGAGCCCCAGGCGGGAGCCGGCCGAGACAAGACCGAAGAGAUCAUCUAUAAAGGGCAAAACCCGAAUAUUAUUAGGCUACUUAAAAUAGUAAUUAACUUCAAUGCAACAUAAUGUAGUAUAACUAAACCCAGUUUAGAUUCAGUAGGAGGCCAUUACACUGUAAAAAAUGAUUCUGUGUCGCAGGAGUUUUCAUGAAAUGAAUUGGGUAAACUUUACUUAAUAGAAUUGUGAUAUUGUUUUUUUAACCAAAAUUAAAAGUUAAAAUUAUAGAAAUAUCUCAGAAUUCUAAAUGCACAAAUAAUUGAGUGAAUUUGACUUAAUUGUAGCAUGUUCAACCCACUUAAACUUGUAUGAAGGAUCUUUACUUAAUUAUUCUGUGGUGGAACUACAUGAAUUAUUUAAGUUAAAAUCCCUAACUGAGCAGUGAAUUUAGAGUUCCCAGCAUGCUCUGCAUGCGACUGCAUUUGGAGAGUCAUUUUUGUGAAAAAGUGCUAUUUUAUGUGCUUUAGAAUGAAAUGAAAGACUUGAUAGUGUUUAUUGUUCCGUUGUCUUUAAGAUUUAGAAGAUAUUCAGUUUAUAUUUCAGAGUUUCG
This is a messenger RNA of Triplophysa dalaica, 1953 nucleotides long. RefSeq names its product interferon-induced protein 44-like. The transcript has 8 exons. Bases 117 to 1013 code for a protein of 298 amino acids. The record is from RefSeq and is a predicted model, not a curated record. NCBI's taxonomy places the organism in Eukaryota, Metazoa, Chordata, Actinopteri, Cypriniformes, Nemacheilidae.